AUGUCCGACGAUGGUGAUGAUGAUGGCGACGACGAAGAAGACCAGUCGGUGUCUGCGCCAAUAAGACCAGAAGUCCGACUAUCCACGAUAUCGAAAGCCAGCGUGGUUCGUGACGAUGCUGAAGGGGUAGAGCUCACUCUGCGGCCGAAUGAGAAUGUCACAUUUCUAGGGGAGUAUGAUCUCGAGGUCUUGACGGGCCUUGUGACCGUCUAUGGAGCAGUGCUUCACCCCAGCCGCGGCGUGCAAAGGAUAUAUGCACCGGCUGUGGCGCCUCUGCCAGUCAUCCAACCUUGGAAGCAAACCGCCACAAUUCGGGUGACUUCUGUAGAUUUUGGACUGCAGAGCAUUGAGAAUUUAUCGCCACUCUUCCGCAAUUGCGGCGCCAAAGAUCUGGCCCAGAAACGAUCAUUCGCUCUGAUGCGCACGACGGGCGACGACUCUAUGGCGAGAAGCUUAGCACCGCUUGACAUUGACGAAGGCAUCAAGAAAGUCCGUCUAGAGCCGGAAGGACCGUCCCCUAGAAUCAUGGCUGUUGGACCUAAGUCAUCUGGAAAGUCUACUUUCAAUCGCCUUCUUUGCAAUAUGAUCACAAGCCGCGCAGGUAAAGCGAAGUCUCGAUGUCUAUACCUUGAUCUAGAUCCUGGACAGCCCGAAUUUGGUCCUCCAGGUCAGCUCGCACUUGUUGAAGUCACAGCACCUGUCUUGGGACCACCGUUCACGCAUGCUGCAUCGACGCGCAGUACAGCUUAUCGAAUGAUACGAUCGCAUACCAUAGCGGCGACCUCUUUCAAGGACGACCCGGAGCACUAUAUUGCCUGCGCUGUUGAUCUGGUAAAUCAUGCUGCGAAGGAUGUGCCUGUAGUGGUGAACUCUUGUGGCUGGGUCAGCAACCUCGGCGCCAGUACGAUGGUGGCACUGGCUUCAAAGCUAGCCAUUACAGAGCUUAUUCUCUUUGAACCUGUCGACUCGGACCUUGCGCAUGAGUUGGCUACGAUCACAGGCAGUAGCCCGAUCCGUAUACCUCGACGAUCGCGACAACAAGCAUCUCGAACACCAGCAGAGCUGCGCGCAAUGCAAACCAUGACCUACUUCCAUCAAAAACCGACUGGAACCACAACGAAAUGGAUCUCAAAACCUAUCAGCAGUAUCCGACCCUGGAUCGUAGCUUACGCAGGGCAGAACCCGGGAAUCACUGCGAUCCUGAACUACGGACACGCACCACAUCCAGACUACCUCGAAGAAGUCCUCAAUGGUACCAUUGUAGCCAUCGUAGUGAUUGAUCCAUCCCUCCUCGACCCAGACGAAAUACAGCGUACAACAGUCGAAGACCUCCCUUACCUCCCACCCAAGGACAACUUAGGCUAUACACCUCCUCUGGACCCACGACGAAGUCACUGCAUUGGCCUAGCACUGGUACGAGGCAUUGAUGUCGAAGCGAAAGCCUUACAACUUGUCGCCCCUCUCCACGAAAGUGCCAUUGCAGCGAUUAUGGAUCAACGUGUAGUUUUAGUCCGAGGUGGAUUCGACUGCCCCGAUUGGGCUUACAUGGAGGAUCUGUAUUCGAACAAGGAUGCAGCUGCCAAUCUCGACGACGACGUCGAAGAGAGACCUUGGCUGAGUCGGCAAGGCGAGCAACAAGUAGGCAUUGAAAGCGCAGUCUGGAGAUUGAGACAUCCGCCCAUGGCUAAGGAUGUGCGUUGAUUUGCGAUUCGAACUGAGCACAUACAUAUAUCAUAAUGUAAGGGAUGUAGGUAUAGUUAAGAGUCACAAUGGUUCUUUU
Molecule: messenger RNA, 1780 nt
Organism: Sphaerulina musiva SO2202
Lineage: Eukaryota; Fungi; Ascomycota; Dothideomycetes; Mycosphaerellales; Mycosphaerellaceae
Exons: 3
Coding region: 1-1701 (566 amino acids)
Biological process (GO): cleavage in ITS2 between 5.8S rRNA and LSU-rRNA of tricistronic rRNA transcript (SSU-rRNA, 5.8S rRNA, LSU-rRNA)
Cellular component (GO): nucleus
Molecular function (GO): polynucleotide 5'-hydroxyl-kinase activity
Source: RefSeq, a predicted model, not a curated record